Molecule: messenger RNA, 495 nt
Organism: Schistocerca nitens (vagrant locust)
Lineage: Eukaryota; Metazoa; Arthropoda; Insecta; Orthoptera; Acrididae
Product: caldesmon-like
Exons: 1
Coding region: 1-495 (164 amino acids)
Source: RefSeq, a predicted model, not a curated record
AUGGGAAAAACGCCAGCGUGGCCAAGCCGCCAGCGUGGCCAAGCCGCCAGCGUGGCCAAGCCGCCAGCGUGGCCAAGCCGCCAGCGUGGCCAAGCCACCAGCGUGGCCAAGCCGCCAGCGUGGCCAAGCCGCCAGCGUGGCCAAGCCGCCAGCGUGGCCAAGCCGCCAGCGUGGCCAAGGCGCCAGCGUGGCCAAGGCGCCAGCGUGGCCAAGGCGCCAGCGUGGCCAAGGCGCCAGCGUGGCCAAGGCGCCAGCGUGGCCAAGGCGCCAGCGUGGCCAAGGCGCCAGCGUGGGAAAGCCGCCAGCGAGCGCGGGAAAGCCGCCAGCGAGCGCGGGAAAGCCGCCAGCGAGCGCGGGAUAGCCGCCAGCGAGCGCGGGAAAGCCGCCAGCGAGCGCGGGAAAGCCGCCAGCGAGCGCGGGAAAGCCGCCAGCGAGCGCGGGAAAGCCGCCAGCGAGCGCGGGAAAGCCGCAAAUAUGGGAAAGACGCAAAUAUAG